Messenger RNA from Colletotrichum acutatum, 1239 nucleotides. RefSeq lists its product as uncharacterized. Lineage: Eukaryota; Fungi; Ascomycota; Sordariomycetes; Glomerellales; Glomerellaceae. Bases 372 to 1148 code for a protein of 258 amino acids. The transcript has 2 exons. The record is from RefSeq and is a predicted model, not a curated record.
CUGAACAGUGAAUCAAUCUUUGCAGCCUCAGGUGUGGGCCCGCGAGCUGGGUGAAAAAUGGUCCAGACUGGCGGUUGGGCGUAUUCACGAAUAUAUCGCGUAUUCAUCCAGAGGCCCAAUUGAGCUGAUGAUGUUUUUGUCGAGGGCAUCUUUUUCUUGAAUAAAAAGUCCUCUCCACACAACACGACGAAGGUGUCCUGAUACCGAGCAAAUCCCAACCACCAGCGCGACAGCUCAACUACGAACGCGCCUUGAGUCAUCAGCAACAGAAUUCCUCAUAUCAUCUCGGUAAGGUAUCCUGCCAUCUAACCAACUAUGAGAUUUCCCUACGAACAGCUGACCUCAAUAAAAGCAUUCUCUCUUAUCUAGCCAUGGCCAUUAAAUCCUUGAGGGAAGAGUCGGAUCUCACGGACGACCAGAAGAAGAUCCCGGAGAAGUGGAUCAAGGACCUCGCGACCUGCAACCGAAUGCCCAACGUCGAUGCCACGGAGAUCAGAAGCAAGAUUUGGGGUCGCGUGUUUGACCAUUGGAACACUGAAAACAAGAUACCCCAGCCUAACAAGGCACCCAAGAGACGCAUCGCCGCCAGCACCGUCCACAUCGGAACCCUGACCGACGAUGCGCCGCUCGCGCACAAGCGUAAUCGGAAACGUCCCGAUGUCGUGCCAAAGCAGCGCCACGCUGGACAGCCGGUAUUCUUGAAGACCAAACUCGAGCUGAAGAGUUUAGCGACUUGGCCAGAUAUCUCCUUCAACUUCUGUGAUGCCAAAGGAUCUGACUUCUCGGGCAACUACCAGAUCAAGUUUGACUGGCUUCCCGACCGCGACCUCUUCCACGCCAAGCAGGAAGUUACUAGUCAGUGGGAUACCACUGAGCUCCAAUGUGUCGGACGCGCGAACGUGGAUCUUGUGGUAUACUGGACUCGCAAGGCAUUGCUGUCCUCUCUGGCUGCUGAGGCUGCUGUGGCCCCUGGAGCUGCCGACGCGCCUCGCCUCGCUGGUCAGCAGGGAAACGAGACCGACCAGGAGUCUGCUGACAGCUCGGAUCUCAUGCACAUCUGGCUCUGCAUUGAUGGCUGGAAGGGAAUGCAUGAGGCCUACUUGGCGUACCAGCAGCAGGGCCCUGUUGUGGAUAGCAUCCACGCGUAGCCUGAUGACUAGAUGUGUUCUCGGCUCUUGGUUCUCGCUUUUGCCGCUACUGCUUGUUCAGCUGCUCCUUUCCGGAAUAAAUACGUUUGUA